Petromyzon marinus (sea lamprey) is the source of this 5166-nucleotide messenger RNA. Its product is annotated as diamine oxidase [copper-containing]-like. Gene Ontology annotation, cellular component: plasma membrane. NCBI's taxonomy places the organism in Eukaryota, Metazoa, Chordata, Hyperoartia, Petromyzontiformes, Petromyzontidae. Gene Ontology annotation, molecular function: primary methylamine oxidase activity; copper ion binding; quinone binding. Gene Ontology annotation, biological process: amine metabolic process. The record is from RefSeq and is a predicted model, not a curated record.
AACACAAGUGGUCGUCUUCAGGAAAGACGACGUGACUUUACCGAAAGACCCAAGAAUAUAAAAGGGCUCCUGUUGACAUAACUUUACAAUUCCACUCAAUUUCUAGUAAAUGAUUCAGGUACACUCUGGUCCGUCAUAGAAGCUCGCGAUUUUGGUUAAGUAAAGGGGCCAACAUUAAUUAAGCUGGCUGUGCUGUUAUUCUCUUUGCCACCACCAUUCCCUUCAUCUGGCCUCACUAGAUACCUCAACACCCACAUCUGGUGAAAAGCUAAAUCAUAUGGUCGAAGUAAAAUCCCUUCAACUAUGCAAAACACGCUGCUCUAUGUCUCCUUAUCCAAAACUGUAAUACACUGGUUAAUCAGUUUAACUCUGGUUAAUAUAGCAGUGGCCUGUUUAACAUUUUGCGUGUCAUAGUGAAGCAUUUUUUGCUCAGGGUACUGCAUAGCCAAAUGUUAAGACCUGAACGCUGUAUAAACAUGAACAAAUAAGAGGAACCACUAAAUACCUUUUCUGGGGCCUCUCAUGUGUCACACGCUAUGUGUCUUGUCUCUUCAUGUCUUUCCCUGUGCUAUUAACACCCCUGUCUCUACCACCACACAUUUAGAAGCCAUCUCGGACUGUCUCACUCAUGCAUGAAAUGUAAAAAAGUACCCUUAAUUAUCUAUAGCUCACUAAUAAUAGCAAUUAAUGUUCACAUGAACCUGGUAUUCAUAACGCACGAACAGCGCGUAAUAAAUCGACGCCUUCACCAUCCACCAAAUCUUCUUCUGCGAAGAAUGCACCUCCACUCUGCCCGCUGUCUCGUGUAAUCACUGAGCUUACCCAACACGUGCUUUGUUUCCCCUUAUGUUCUCCCAAAUCCCAGGUCUCUUACGGUUACAUCUGUAGGGAGAUAAAUGCACUUCGUGAUUUUUUUCAUCUCUCUAAAAGUCCAUCUUCAGUUAAAAGGCAUCAUCAGUUAUUAUCGUAUUUGUGAGUCGGGCAUUGCGCCAUUGUUGUAUGGUCUGUUCUGGAUGACCACAGAAUCACACUGAAGAGUUUGUAAUUUAGCAUACGCAAAAAGAAUACGUUAUUAUCGUAAUUCUGCAUACACAUAGCCAUAUCCACCCUCGGCAAAUGGCUGUGACUUUGUUAGAACAGUUAGCAAAGGCAGUAUUGUCUGCAAACAUCUGUUUUUAUUUAUCAGUUAGCAAACACAUUCAUGGUUCGCUAUAUAAGCCAAAAAAGGCCGGUAUUAGUCCCAGUGGUGUGGCGGGAAGUCGCAAGAACACGGGGAUGAUAUUUUGGCUCGAUGCGGUUUGACGCCACGAAGAUUCUCAUCUCUGCAUCGAAAGGGAGUGACGUGAGAGUACUGCAUCCGUUGAAAGCUUCAGACCUAUUAACAAUCUAAACAUCAUAUCUACAGAAGGCACAAUGUCAGAAAUGAAUUCAGCUUCAAGAAAAUGGGUAUUUCUUACCCUACUAUUUGUUUCAAUUAGUAUUAUUCUGGCGACAGUUUUGAUUCACCAGCAUGUAAAUGCAAACUUUCCCAAGAAGUGCCCAAAUAAAUUUGUUCUAAAUGGCAUUAAACCCGAUUACAAGGCAAUAGAGAUAUUUUCCGACCUAACGCCAACAGAAUUGACCACCGUCAAGGACUUUCUGGUGAGCGAUAAGAACCUCAAUAUUGUUGCUUCAGAAGCCACCGUGAACAGCAACUACAUCUACAUGAUAGAGCUCUACAACCCAGACAAAAAGGAAGCUUUAAAUUACUUGGACCAUGGAGGAGCCAAGCCUGCUCGAGUUGCUAAGGCAGUGGUUUUCCGCGGAGCUGACGUUCAGCCAUCGAUUGCAGAAUAUCUGAUAGGCCCGCUUCCGAAUCCAACCUGGUACCGGCCACACAGUCCAUCAACUAGGAAACGCGUUAUUAAUUUUAGCUCUCGGCCAACGACAAUCCCGGAAUACACGGCUUUGUACACACAUUUUUUACCAAAAGCUUUAGAAAAAGUGAACCAUAUUUUGGAGGAGAGUUAUGGCUAUACGUAUCAUAACUGUACAAAAAAAUGCCUAACCGUUGGGGAAGUGGCACCAAAAGGAUUGAAGUCAGGAGAAAGGCGGUCCUGGGUAAUGCUUCUCCGACAAUUGGAAGGGUUUUACCUGCACCCAGUAGGCUUUCACGUUUUGGUAAAUCAUGAAAGCUCAAACACCGCAAAAUGGGCAGUGGAGAAGGUUUACUACCAUGGCCAAUAUUUUAUAAGCAUCGAAGAGCUAAUCACAAAAUAUGACAAAGGUUCUAUUACUAAGAUAAAGCUGAGUGACAGCAGUCGAGAAUCAUCGGGAUAUAAUCGUCGCGGAGCCUUCAGAGCAGACACGUCUCAGACGGGACCACGGCAGUACGAGCCCGAGGGCCACCGGUACCGGGUUGACGGGAACUUUGUGCAGUACAUGCCCUGGACGUUUGCUUUCAGAAUCUCUUACAUGGGGCUUCAGAUAUUUGACAUUAAGUACAACGGUGAGAGAAUUGUCUAUGAGAUGGGCCUCCAAGAUGUCGUCUCAUACUAUACUGGCAACGAUCCGAUAGGAAGCUUAUUCAGAGCCAUGGACUCAGGUUGGCACUUUGGUGCCGACAAUUUUGAGCUUGUGAAGGGGAUCGACUGCCCGCACACUGCCACGUACCUGGACACGUACCACUUUGUGAACUCGGAUAAGCCGCUGAAAUACCCGAACUCCAUCUGCAUUUUCGAGCACAACACAGGAGUGCCAUUGCGUCGACACUUGGAGGACGAACACCGGAGAGGCUACUCGUUCUAUGGUGGCUUGGUCAACUAUGUACUCGUGAUUAGGAGUGUCAACACGGUGUACAACUACGAUUACGUCGUGGACUAUAUUUUCUACCAGAAUGGAGUCAUUGAAGCAAAGAUUCACCCCACUGGGUACCUCGUGGCGACGUAUUUCCUUGGGCAUGGACUCAAGUAUGGCAACAAAAUAUUUGACCACGUCCUUGGCAAUGUGCACACGCACAUGAUAAACUACAAACUGGACAUGGAUAUAGUGGGCACAAGCAACAGCUUUAAGACUGUGAACCUGCAGCUCGAGAACACGACCGUCGUUUGGAGCCCAGAGCACGCCAAGGUCAUGCCCACCGUGAAGCAUGACCUCAAGAAGACAGAGUCGGAGGCAGCCUUCAAGUUCGACGUCAGACUUCCAUACCUGGUGUUCGUGAACGAGAACGCCAGAAACAAGUGGGGCGCCCAGCGUGGUUAUCGCGUGCAGCUCACGAGCCACGGCAACCCCCUGUUGCCAGAGGAUUAUGAAGAGGAGAAAAGCGUUGCGUGGAGCAGGUAUCAGAUGGCGGUGACAAAACGGAAGGAGACAGAGCUGUACAGUGGAAGUAUCUACAAUCAACAUGACCCGUGGGAUCCUGCCGUUUACUUUCAGGACUUCAUAAAUGACAAUGAGAACAUUGUCAAUCAGGACCUGGUGGCCUGGGUGACGGUGGGCUUCGUGCACAUCCCCCACUCGGAGGACGUCCCCAACACGGCCACCGCCUGCAACGGCGCGGGCUUCUUCUUCCGGCCGUUCAACUUCUACGACGAGGACCCAUCGGUGGCCUCGCGGGACGUCGUGAUCCUGCGGCCAGGGCCCCCCGGCUCGGGAGAGACGCGCGUGUCCUGGUGGACGGAGCAGAGCCCCACUGAGCCCAGCGUCUGCCUGCCCGACAUUCAGCCGCUCACAUACAAUGGGACGCGCGGUCCCGUGUAAAGCGCGCAGCAACUCUGCGGUGAUUCGCAGAUGGUGUUUAUAACAAAAAAACUGUUCAUUAGCAAAAAUGAAUCUGCAGUGUUGAUGGAGCAGCUUAUCGUGAUAUAAAAACGAGGUGUCUUCAUGCUCAAAAAAAGCUAAAUGUUUCUGGGCAGCCAUGGUAUCCUUUGGCAACCCUAGAGCCAGAUGUGGAAAUCCCACUUUUCUCCACAUAGUGGUAAUAAUUUUAUACAUGCAGGUAGAUUGACGAGUAAACCCGCUAAAUGGAUGUUAACUGAAAUCAUAUGAGUUGAGUGCACUCACCACAGUGCCAUCUACAGGGAAAAGAGGUGUUGGUGAUAAGAUGAAGCAGUUUAGAGAUUUAAUAGUAUAGCACAGUUUUUGAUGCCCACUCCGCCUGGAUUCACGUUAUGCUCAAGCAUAAACCAUGUAUCAUAGAUGGCUAGAGCAUAUAUGAAGGUUUCCAAUUCAGGCAGUGGACUUGAAAUCUUGUCACCAUCUAAAGCAAAGAGGCAGAAGGGUGCAAAAAGACUUUGAGAGUGGACAUAAAGGGAAUUCAAUAGGGGUGUAGUGGGUUCAAUUGAGGCGCACACUCAACUUGUAGGCAACACUAUUAACGCAAAACCAACGUGAACAUUAUAUACAGGGUGGUGACCACCGUUCCUAAUCUCACUAACACUCGGGGAGUACUACACAGCGUGACCAGGGCAGGUCACGGGUUGCCUGGUCACGAACGACGAUCGGAGACUCGAGGACCGCUGAUGGCGUCUUCAUCCCGGGGUUGAACAGCCCCGCUCUCUGUUGAUGCCCCGCUUAUAACCGCUGCGACAUGGCCAGCUCCAUCCCAGGCCACGCCCCCCCCCCUUCUCGAAGGUCCGAGCCCCCAACCACGUGACCCCCAAGCUUCCCCCUGGGGCCCCUAGCCCCCCUUUAUCCGGUCACGUGUCCUGUAGUGUUCACGCAGUGUCACGGCCUGACACGACCCCGUGACAACCACCUACAGCACCCAUACCAAGCCAACAGUAGUGACGUCAUAUGUCCCUACGCUCGUACAGUUCCGACAGAGUAGUGACGUCGUAUGGCACUACAGGGGUGUAACAAUUCAUACCGCCACACCAGCCAUGGCGAUUCGAUGCAUCAACAUAUUAAGGGUUGCGGUUUGUGUUUUUUUUAAACUGCAAUUCUACACCCGUUUAAUCAAUUUCUUACCUCUAAAUCAUUGCCCAUUGAUUGGAAUAUUAGAAAUGUAUACAAAAAAAACAUUUGAUCAAGUAUUUAAUGACCUCUAAGGUAUUAAAUGCCGAACAAUCUUUUAGAUCUAGACGCAGUACCAUCAAAAUUACUACAGUCUUAGACUGAUGGGGCAAGUGCCGUUUGCGAGCACCUAUGAAGGCCGGAGCGGCACACGAGGGGGGUGGGUUGGCCAGC